Molecule: messenger RNA, 3922 nt
Organism: Eleginops maclovinus (Patagonian blennie)
Lineage: Eukaryota; Metazoa; Chordata; Actinopteri; Perciformes; Eleginopidae
Product: segment polarity protein dishevelled homolog DVL-3
Exons: 15
Coding region: 171-2006 (611 amino acids)
Biological process (GO): intracellular signal transduction; canonical Wnt signaling pathway
Cellular component (GO): cytosol
Molecular function (GO): frizzled binding
Source: RefSeq, a predicted model, not a curated record
UCCGGAGAAGACAGGGCAUCAGCAGCUGGACGGAGACACAUCUGGACCCAGAGAGACAGAGACAGACAGGAGGACAGACAGGUUCAGAGAGACAGAUAGAGAGACAGGUUCAGAGAGACAGAGACAGAGAGAGUCAGGUGCAGAGAGACAGGUUUCUCCCCCCCACCCCAAUGGAGACCCGGGUGGUUUACCACCUGGAGGACCAGGAGACCCCGUACCUGAUCCGGAUCAACGUGUCCCCGCAGAGCGUCACCCUGGCGGACUUCAAGCUCGUGCUGAACAAACCGAACGUGAAGUUCUUCUUCAAGAGCGAGGACGCGGAUUUUGGGGUGGUCAAAGAGGAGAUCAGCGAUGAUGACGCCAGGCUGCCGUUUGUGAACGGGAGAGUGGUCUGCUGGGUGGUGUCAGCUGACUCUUGUCAGUCAGACUUCAGGGGGUCGGACCUGCAGUCUAUAGCCACGCCCACAGACCUGGCCCCGCCCCCCCUCGAGAGGACAGGUGUGAUUGGAGAAUCCAGACCCCCUUCCUUCCAUGCUGCUGUCUGUCAGGAGGAGGUGCGGGGGUCGGAGGUCAGAUCUGUGUUGUCCGCAGAAGACGUGCGAGGUGAGCGUCGGCAGAAUGGCCACGCCCACCAAUCAGCUGAUGGGAAGGGGGCAGGGCCAACAGGUGGAGGCGACAUCUCCCAGCAGAGCAGCCAAUUAGAGACGAGCAGCUUCUGUUCGUCGGAGGACUCCGGAGGACGGUUCAGCCAAUCAGGGCAGAGCAGCUCCUCGCCGAGACUCGUGAGGCGACAACGCCGCCGCCACCGGAAACCCAAAACACAGCCGCGCAUGGAGAGGUCGGUGUCUUUCAGCAGCGUCACUGACUCCACCAUGUCUCUGAACGUCGUCACGGUUACUCUCAACAUGGAGAGGUAUAACUUCCUGGGCAUCAGCAUCGUGGGUCAGAGUAACGACCGAGGAGACGGAGGGAUUUAUAUCGGCUCCAUCAUGAAGGGCGGAGCGGUGGCAGCCGACGGACGCAUCGAGCCCGGGGACAUGCUGCUACAGGUGAACGACGUUAACUUUGAGAACAUGAGCAACGACGACGCAGUCCGAGUCCUCAGAGACAUCGUCCACAAACCAGGUCCGGUCACGUUGACGGUGGCUAAGUGUUGGGACCCGUCCCCCCGAGGCUGCUUCUCUCUGCCCAGGAGUGAGCCGGUUCGUCCCAUCGACCCAGCCGCCUGGGUGUCUCAUACCGCCGCCAUGACGGGGAGGCUGCCCCCCCACUACGGUGUUCACGAGGAAAACCAGCUCACCAUCCACAGCGACAUGACGGCUAUCGUCAGGGCGAUGGCCAAUCAGGAGUCAGGCCUGGAGGUCCGGGACCGGAUGUGGCUAAAGAUCACCAUUCCCAACGCCUUCAUCGGUUCUGACGUGGUGGACUGGCUGCACCGGAACAUGGAGGGCUUCACGGAUCGCCGCGAGGCUCGCAGGUACGCCGGAAACCUCCUGAAGGCCGGCUUCAUCCGGCACACCGUCAACAAGGUGACCUUCUCCGAGCAGUGCUACUACGUGUUCGGAGACCUGUGCGGAGAGCUGGGAGUGUUGACCCUGGAUCCUGAGGAGGUCUGCAGGUCGGACCCUCCGGACCCCAAGAGGCCCCCAGCCUUCCCCUACCAGCUGCCCCACCCCUACAGCUCCCCUCCCCCCCAGCUCCCCUCCUGGGGGGAGAGUCCGCACAGUGAAGGAAGUCGCAGCAGCGGCUCCAACUGCAGCGACGCUCAGAGGGUUGGGCGAGGCGGCCAGUCAGAACUCAGCAAACAGGAAGUGAGCACUUCGCCUGACAAACAGCUGGCGGCGUCUGUUUCCCCCGGUGACGACAGCAGUCUCCAUGAUACCAGAGACUCAGACGACCUCCCGCCGCCGCCGCCGUCGCCACCAGACCGAGAACUUCCUGCCUCCCGUCAGUCCUUCUGCCUCGCCAUGGGAAACCCCGCGGAUUUCUUUGUAGACGUCAUGUGACCCAGAUCAGGAGGAGGAGGAGGAGCAGGAGGAGUCAUGUAACCUGUAUGCCUCCUGUCUGAAACCGUUAAUAGCAUGUUGAGGUUUAAUCACGCGAUGAAGUGUGGAGACUUUCAGAGGAGAAGCGUUUACCGUUUGGACUUCAGGGAGGUUCUACUCUGCAGCCGGAGGAGCCACAGAUUAAUGUGUGUAUUUAUUUAAGAUGAGCCCUUAUUGAACGCUGGCUGCCAGACUGUUACUGUACACACACCUUACACACACAUUACAGAUCAGGUGAGGUAUACUCAGCUGGACACCUGUAGCUGACCCUACAGCUCAGUGAUUUCUCCGACAGAGUCAUCAUGGGGAAACAGGAAGUGAAACGUAGCGUAACUUCUGUACUUGAAUCUUCUCCCGAACUUUACCUCUACUCUAGCCGCCCAGUAUUUCAGACGUAGCCACUCUUAACAGAAACCAGAUGUUCUCUGUGCAGAGGUUUAUUCUGAAAGGUGUUCCUGGACCCAAAACUCAUGCAGGAUCAUCUGCAGCAGCUCUUCAACACAUGCAGCAUCUAGAGAACAUUCAGCAGAGGAAACAUGAGCAGUUUACUAAAAGCUGCAGAAACCAAACGCUGCAAGAAGCUCCAACACAACGGAGACCAGGGGACACUAAAGAGAGACGCACACAGCUGGAGACCAGGGGACACUAAAGAGAGACGCACACAGCUGGAGACCAGGGGACACUAAAGAGAGACGCACACAGCUGGAGACCAGGGGAUACUAAAGAGAGACGCACACAGCUGGAGACCAGGGGACACUAAAGAGAGACGCACACAACGGAGACCAGGGGACACUAAAGAGAGACGCACACAGCUGGAGACCAGGGGACACUAAAGAGAGACGCACACAGCUGGAGACCAGGGGACACUAAAGAGAGACGCACACAGCUGGAGACCAGGGGACACUAAAGAGAGACGCAUACAGCUGGAGACCAGGGGACACUAAAGAGAGACGCACACAGCUGGAGACCAGGGGACACUAAAGAGAGACGCACACAGCUGGAGACCAGGGGACGGUAAAGAGAGACGCACACAGCUGGAGACCAGGGGACACUAAACAGAGACGCACACAGCUGGAGACCAGGGGACACUAAAGAGAGACACACACAGCUGGAGACCAGGGGACACUAAAGAGAGACGCACACAGCUGGAGACCAGGGGACACUAAAGAGAGACGCACACAGCUGGAGACCAGGGGACACUAAAGAGAGACGCACACAGCUAGAGACCAGGGGACACUAAAGAGAGACGCACACAGCUGGAGAUCAGGGGACACUAAAGAGAGACGCACACAGAUGGAGACCAGGGGACACUAAAGAGAGACGCACACAGCUGGAGACCAGGGGACACUACAGCUGGAGACCAGGGGACACUAAAGAGAGACGCACACAGAUGGAGACCAGGGGACACUAAAGAGAGAGACGCACACAGAUGGAGACCAGGGGACACCCUAAAGACACUGAAGACACAGCUUUUGUUGCUUCACUUAUCCGACCGUCUCACUGUGCACCUGUUCAUCAUGUUGAAGAGGCCCUGUUCUUCUUCUUGUUGCGCUCCUAUUGGCUGGCGCUACCACACAUAUGUGAUUGGCUAAGGGGCGGGACAUCUCUAAGCUGGUCGACCAAUCACAACAGAGCCGGCCAGCUAACCAAUCAGAGCAGACUGGGCUCUGGUUUCAGACAGAGGGUGAAAAGAGGAGCUGCAGCACAGGCAGUAUGAGAAACGUAAAGAGCUCUCUGAACAUUAAAGCGUGGAAUAAAUGAAUUCAUAUAAGUGCUACGGAUGAAGAGCUUUGAUUAACUGUUUUAUUUAUCGUUAUUUAUUUAUUUAUUUUGCUGUCUAUCUUCACUGUGAACUCAAUAAAGAAACGUCCAACAGA